AUGGGUAUCCGCGUAUACCUCGAUUCUACGGACGAUUUCCGCCGCGUAACUAAGUACUUGCGCGAAGCUAAAGUAGGUUUCCACACCUACUCACUACCCGAGGAGCGUAAACUUCGGGUUGUAAUUAAGGGCGUCCCGAAAGAGUCGGAUGUCGAUAGGGCUAAGGUCGACAUCCGCACGCAGGGAUACCCUGUGCACGCCGUACGUCGGCUCAGACACCCUCGCACCCGUGUCCCUAUGGACAUGGUUAUGGUUGAACUUGACCCAACCCCGGAAGGUAAGGCCAUCUUCAACCUGAAGAGGGUCUGUGGGCUCAGUGACUUAGUCAUCGAGCCCCCGCGUAAGUCAGGUGUUGUGGCACAGUGCCACAACUGUCAGCAUUUUGGCCACACGGCCAAUAACUGCUUCGCUCACCCAAGGUGCGUCAAAUGCACCGGUGACCACGGCACUACCGAGUGCACGCGACCGACAGAUUGCGCAGAUCCACCGGACUGCGUAAACUGUAACGCCACCGGCCACCCGGCUAGCUACAGAGGCUGCGCUAAGGCCCUGAAAACUCCCGCGAGGAAAUCUCCCGCGAAAUCCACGUUGCCCAAACCCGCGCCCGUUAAAUUCAUUCCCGCGCCCGUACCCGUCAUAAACGCCUGGGCGAAACCCCAGGUGGCCGCGCAGGUAACCGCGCCGGUAAUCCCGGUCGCCUCACGACCGAUCGCACAACAGCUGCCCGCCUCUCAAACGGCGCCGCGUUUGCAGGUGCAGCCAACUCCGUCAGUUUUCGCGGAAAACAAGGACGACCCAUUCGCGCAAAUCGCUAAUAUUUGCAGCUUACUAGAUAGAAUCAAUAGGCAGGAACUCGCCGUAUUGUCCGCUACCGCCACAUCUGGCCACGAGCGUCUUAGGGCAAUUAGCCAACACAAAACGCUUGUGGAAGCCCUUUGGGCUUUUACGAGCCAACCG
This is a messenger RNA of Iphiclides podalirius (scarce swallowtail), 957 nucleotides long. The record is from the annotation of a GenBank genome assembly. NCBI's taxonomy places the organism in Eukaryota, Metazoa, Arthropoda, Insecta, Lepidoptera, Papilionidae.